CAGUUAUUGAACAAGAUAGAAAGCUUGAGCAAUGUCUGAAAGUGACGCAAGAAACCUGUUGCACCUAUUUGAUAGGCCGACAGAGCCUGUUUUUAUGCCCAAAGGAGAUUCAAACGCCGUUUUCGAUGUUCCUCCUGAGUAUUUGAUGGACCGUUACAAACCUCUUAAGGACACUCUAACCGACAGGUUCGGCGGUGGCGAAAGGAUCCCAGUCAAGAAGAUAACUCUGCCCGAUUUGAGCCUUCCACUUCAGCUGAAGAGAAGAGACAACUUUUCUUUGUUUAUCCCUCACCACAGGAAAAUGGCAGCCCGUCUAAUCACGAUUUUCAUGGGCAUGAGAAACCUCGACGAUUUCAUAUCCGCUUCUGUCUACUGCAGAGACAGGGUGAAUCCUUACUUGUUCAUCUACGCCCUGUGCGUGGCGAUUCUACACCGGCCCGACACCAAACACCUCCCGGUUCCGAGCCUGUGCGAAGUGUUUCCAGAUAAAUUUAUGGAUGGUCAAUUGUUCGCAGAGGCGAAGGAGGAAAGUAACAUCGUCCCUGGGAACCAACGGAUUCCGCUUGAAAUUCCCAAAGAUUACACGGCGACUGAUUUGGACGUAGAGCACAGAAUCGCGUAUUUUCGGGAAGACCUAGGCGUCAAUUUGCACCACUGGCACUGGCAUUUGGUCUAUCCUAGCGACGGACCGCUAGAAAUCGUCCAAAAGGACAGACGAGGAGAGCUGUUUUGUUAUAUGCACGGACAAGUAUUGGCGAGGUACAAUUUCGAGAGAUUUUGCAACAAUUUGGGAAAAUGUAAGAGGCUCAAUAAUUGGCGAGAACCAAUGGCAGAAGGGUAUUUUCCGAAGUUGGACAAUCUCGUCGGAGGGAAAGUAUGGCCGGCUCGGACUGCAAAUACCAAUCUCUCUGACAUUUAUCGAGAAACGGAACAAAUAAAAUUUGACAUUCAAGACCUGGAAAGAUGGAGAGACCGCAUAUUCGCCGCUAUUCACAGCGGUUUCGUGGUCAACAACGAAGGCCAAUCGAUCCCGCUAGAUGAACUGAACGGCAUCAAUAUUCUAGGAAAUCUUCUUGAAUCCAAUAUGCUUUCCGUGAACAGAAAUCUUUACGGAGAUCUUCACAACAUGGGGCACAUAGCGAUCGGCUUCUGCCACGAUCCCGACCACAGAAAUCUCGAAACAUACGGAGUAAUGGGUGAUUCGGCCACGUCGAUGAGAGAUCCUAUAUUUUACCGCUGGCACGCGUUUAUAGAAGACAUUUUCCAAGAAUAUAAAAGCAUUUUGCCUUCCUAUUCAGUCGAAAAUCUGGAUUUCCCUGGUGUCCGGGUGACGGAAGUUCAGGUCAGUGCGGGAGAAGGUCGCCUACCAAACCAAUUGUUUACCUUUUGGCAGCAAGACGACGUCGAUUUAUCCAGGGGGCUGGAUUUCUCUCCUCGCGGUUCAAUCUUUGCUCGCUUCACACAUUUACAAAAUGCUCCAUUUAAAUACACUAUUGUCGUAGAAAAUUCAAAGAGCGAUAUGAAAGGGACUGUAAGGAUUUUCAUGGCGCCAAAGUAUGACGAAAAGGGUAGAAUGUAUUUCAGGGAUCAAAAAAAUCUUUUCGUGGAAAUGGAUAAAUUCGUUCACAACUUGAAACCAGGUAAAAACGUCAUCGUAAGAAAUUCGUCCGAUUCUUCAGUGACGAUUCCAUUUGAAAGGACUUUCCGAAACGUCGAUGCUAAAUUCAAGGACGAGCCCAUGUCCGAUGAGAUGAACUUCUGCGGAUGCGGAUGGCCUGCUCAUAUGCUCGUCCCGAAGGGAACUCCCGAAGGCUUCCCGGCAGAACUGUUCGUCAUGGUUUCGAAUUAUGAGGAUGACAAAGUACAAGGCGCUCCGUCCACUUCCUGCUCCGACGCUUCCAGCUACUGUGGCAUCCGCGAUAGCGUUUAUCCUGACAAACGGUCCAUGGGCUAUCCGUUCGACAGGCAGCCCCGUUUUGGCGUCGACUUCUUGGAACAAUUCGUAACACCGAACAUGUGGGUGCAAAACAUUGGCAUAUUUUUCACAAAUAAAGUUGUCCAAGCAAAUUCAGCUACCACUGUUCAAAAUGACAACAACAAUUCUGAAGAACCAGCCUGUAAGAUGAGUAAGAAUAAGAAUGUGUUGCUCCACCUUUUCGACAGGCCGACAGAGCCCAUGUUUUUGCCAAAAGGGGACAAUGAACUUUUCCAACUGCCUUCUAACUACUUGACGGAUCAUUACAAGCCUCUGAAGCAAGAUUUUGAAAACAGGUUCGGGUCCAUCGGGCCGGAGAGAAGGAUUUCUGUCAAAAACAUCACACUGCCGGACAUACGUUUUCCUCUUGAGCUAGGAAGACGCAAUUGUUUCUCUCUAUUUGUACCUUAUCACAAAAAAAUGGCUGCACGUCUCAUUGAAGUUCUAAUGGGGAUGAGGGAUGUCGACGAUUUUCUAUCCGCUUCGGUCUAUUGCAGAGACAAAGUAAACCCUUAUUUGUUCAUGUACUGCUAUUCCGUCGCAAUGCUCCAUCGCACUGAUACUCGAGAUCUGACGAUUCCUUCUCUUUGCGAAAUCUUUCCGGAGAAGUUUCUAGACGGAGGGCUGUUCAAAGUGGCCAGGGAAUCAGCAGAAUUGCAGAUAACGCCCGAAUCGAGAGCAAAUAAUCCGGUGGAAAUUCCAAGGGAUUAUACAGCAACAAAUGCUGAAAUCGAACAUCGACUCGCCUACUGGAGGGAAGACUUAGGCCUGAACCUUCACCACUGGCACUGGCACUUGGUAUAUCCGACAGAGGGACCGAAAAACAUUGUCGAUAAAGAUAGAAGGGGUGAACUAUUCUAUUACAUGCAUCAACAAAUAAUAGCCAGAUAUAACACAGAAAGAUUUUGCAACAAUUUGGGCAUGACUGAAAUGUUAGACUUUAGAGCGCCUAUAAAAGAAGCCUAUUUCCCAAAACUCGACAACGUCGUAGCAGGCCAAGUCUGGCCGCCGAGAUUUGCCAACAGCACACUCCAGGACAUCAACAGAGAGGCGGAUCAGGCUAAGUUCGAUAUUCAAGAUUUAGAGCGUUGGAGGGAUAGGAUUUUAACUGCUAUUAGAGAUGGCAGUGUAAAAGACCAAAACGGCCGUCAGAUUCAAUUAACCGAGGAGAAAGGAAUCGAUAUAUUGGGCAACAUAGUUGAGGCGAGUAUGCUUUCGCCGAACAAGACAUUCUACGGUGAUCUUCACAAUUUCGGCCAUAUGGCUAUCGCUUACUGUCACGAUCCGGACAAUAGGAACUUAGAACCGAACGCGGUUAUGGGUGAUACUGCUACUGCAAUGAGAGAUCCUGUUUUCUAUCGUUGGCAUUCGUUCAUCGACGACAUCUUUCAGAAGUACAAAUCGUCUUUGCCUGCAUACAAAACUAACCAGUUGAAUUUUCCCAACGUUCGUGUCACAGGAGCCGAAGUGAACCCGGAAGGAAGAAAAAACAGAUUUUCUACUUUUUGGCAAAAGAGUGACGUCGAUUUAUCCAGGGGUCUUGAUUUCACACCCGGGGGACCUCUAUAUUUCAGAUUCACUCAUCUUCAACACGAAAAAUUCUCUUAUAAAAUUCACUAUGAGAACAAAGGUGAAAGGAAACUAGCGACAGUUAGGAUUUUUCUGGCUCCUAAAUUCGAUGAGAAAAAUCGUCCUAUUGACUUCAGCAAGCAAAGAACUCUUUUUAUUGAGAUGGACAAAUUUUUAGUGAAGCUUGACUCGGGUAAAGGUUCGUUCACGAGGAUAUCGGGGUUGUCGUCGGUAACAAUCCCAUUCAGCAGAAUGUUCAAAAAUUUAAGCAACAGCGGUGACUCAAGCGCAUCUCCAGAGAAGGCAGCGAACAACGCCUGUGGCUGUGGAUGGCCUGAGAAUUUACUCGUACCGAAAGGAACGGAGAAGGGUUUUCCGUGCCAGCUUUUUGUCAUGAUGACCGAUUUAAAAAGCGAUCUUCCAGAAGGUUUAGACAUGGAACCGAAGAAGUGUUCUGAUUCCGCUAGCUACUGUGGCAUCUUAGGCAGCGUUUAUCCUGACAGACGUGCAAUGGGAUUUCCGUUCGACAGGCUCCCGAGGGGCGGUGCUGACACCCUGGAAAAAUUUCUAACACCUAAUAUGUUAGUUACAGACGUUAUCAUCCAACACACGAACAAAACCGAAACUGGGGUCAAAGCAUCAAGUGCCGGACGUACAGAAUUCGAACGAACUGCACGGUGCUCUUAGAGGAUAAUUUGAACCAGUAAAAUCACAUUUAAGACUUAUUCUAUUAAAAGUUUAAAAUUAAAUAAAAAAGUUAUGUUGUAUUCCGAAUAAAUAAUAUUUAAUCACAGAA
This is a messenger RNA of Cimex lectularius (bed bug), 4340 nucleotides long. RefSeq lists its product as uncharacterized. The record is from RefSeq and is a predicted model, not a curated record. The transcript has 25 exons. The coding region runs from base 32 to 4231 and encodes 1399 amino acids. Lineage: Eukaryota; Metazoa; Arthropoda; Insecta; Hemiptera; Cimicidae. Gene Ontology annotation, molecular function: oxidoreductase activity.